This is a messenger RNA of Pecten maximus, 1403 nucleotides long. RefSeq lists its product as uncharacterized. NCBI's taxonomy places the organism in Eukaryota, Metazoa, Mollusca, Bivalvia, Pectinida, Pectinidae. The record is from RefSeq and is a predicted model, not a curated record. The transcript has 3 exons. The coding region runs from base 92 to 1234 and encodes 380 amino acids.
UGUUUUGGAUGGAUGUAACAACGUUAGUUUACACAAUUAUUCAACCUUUCGGAUACCUCUGCAGCAGAUAGCGUUUUCUACAGUAUCAGCCAUGCUGCAGUUCAUCGAUCCAGAAAGUGAUGUGCGAUCAGUAGAAUUAGGUGUGGGGACAACUAUACACGGAUACCAGGUCCGUGCACUUGAGCCAGUGUUUACGGGAGGCUAUCACGCGUUUCCGGUUAAUCUACCUCAUGGAACCCCUAUAUAUGCUACUGCAGUAGUGGAAAACAACGUCGGUCUGCGAUCCUACUUCCGGUCAUCGCCUCUUAUCAUUGAUCAUACUCCACCAACAAUAUCGGACGUACUUCUUCAGUACAGUGAUGGAACAGAAGGUCACGUGGUCAUCCAUAUCACGUGGAAGGUAGUGGACGAAGAGAGUCAGCACGUGAACUGUAUUGUAGCAUGUGGGUCGAUAUGGAGAACCGAAGGAAUGCAGACCGAUAAUAAAUCAAAGAUAAGUGUGGAUUCAGAACCCCUCAGAAUCCCACAUGGCACCAUAAUUACUGGUACAAUCACGUGUGAAAACAAUGCCGGGAUGAUAAAACAGACCCGUACAAAUGACGUCACCAUCCUUCUGGAUACCCCCGGACAUACCGACAGCCGAAUAACAUUCCUAAAUGUCCACGGUACCACGGUCACUGGACAGGUCGUGACGAGGUUCGGGGAGAAUCUUCAGUUCCAUUGGGACGAGUUUGAUUACCCCGCGGGUGACGUCACGUACCAGUAUCGUAUAGAUUACAUGAACGGUUCCAAGACAUCGUGGGUAGACGUGGGUUUCCAUAACUAUGUUACAACUUACACGUUAAACAUCGUGGAGGGCUCGGAAUGUGGCUUGGAAGUAAGAGGCUCUAACGAGAGAGGCGUUUUCAGUGAGAUCAUCAACUCAACCAUAUAUGUACUCCGACAGUCACCGUUAUUGACAGGAACGCCAUGUGGAUUCCCGGAAGUUGAGGGAGGAAAUGUCACCCUUAAUUGUUCCCAGGUUUUUGAAGUGACUGACAGGCUGAAGACGUCCUACAUACUGACAGUUGGCACCGAACUCGGAUUCUCUGAUGUCGUGUGGUAUCACGUGUUUGACAGUAACGUCUUCACGUUCGAGUUGGAUGACAAUAUAGCGGAACUUUUUGUGAUGGUAACAGCUGUGUAUGACACCGGUCCAGAAACCACAUACAGAGACAGCUUUCCUGUAGUGUAGUAACUAAACAAUUCAUGAAUAUCUAUUAGUAGUAUUUCGUAAUCCAAAACUUAAUAGUUAAAACAUAGUAUGACUAAUGUCAUUCGACACGUGUUAGGAGUUUUAUAAUAUAACCUGAUAUUCGUAUUACCAUUUACUUUACUUUAAACAUAUUUUAUUUAUACAUAUU